Messenger RNA from Didymodactylos carnosus, 3561 nucleotides. The record is from the annotation of a GenBank genome assembly. Lineage: Eukaryota; Metazoa; Rotifera; Eurotatoria; Philodinida; Philodinidae.
AUGUAUAGGCCAUAUGAAAGAAAGCAGGGUAGCCAACAAACACCAGAUCAUCGUCCUCGUUUGUGUCAUCUGCGGCCUACUACAACCUGUCAGGGCUAUGGCUUUUUUCUGCAAAGAUUUAACAAAAAUAUUAGUGAGCAUAUCAUAAGCGAUGUUUUCCCCAAUACACCGGCAGAAGUAGCUGGUUUGAGGCAAUAUGAUCGUAUAAUUGAAGUUAAUUAUGUAAACGUAAUGAAUGAGCAUCAAGAAAAGGUGAAGGAACGUAUACGCACGGAGAAAGGCGAAUGUUUAUUGCUUGUACUCGAUCCUGAAGCCAAUAGCCAUUAUUCGAAACUAAGAAAGGUCGUUACAAGUACAAAUGGCGACGUUGUCCAUAAAGGCUUCAAAGUUAUUCAGGGUUGUAGGCGUAAGCCAUUAAUUCUGGCGGAUCCAACACCUCCAGGUAUCGUUCCGUCGACACCUGGCUUUAAAGCUCCAGUACCUUUACCUCGCACACAAAUACCAGCAAUAAUCGCGACAACAGAUGUAACUGGGUCGACGGUUAACCGCUCCGAUUUAGGGAAAACCGCAUCUGAACUAGUAGACUAUCCAACAUCAGCGUUUCUGCUUACGACAGCAGUUACUAGUGCCGCACCAUCGACACCUCUCUCAGAAGUUACAAUAUCUUUAUCUCGCAUCGAAACACAAUUACAGUCUCCGGAAAAACUGCUUGCGCCUGCCCAAUCUCCAGCAAUUGUACCGUUGUCUGUUGACACAAAUGUGAAUGAUGUUGCAUUUCAAGAAACUAUGGACAUCGAUUUGCCUCCGCCUUUGGAUGAUAACGAGUAUGCAAAUUAUGAGGAAAAUUUAUCUGCAUAUGGUAUGACUAGUGUUCAAGCCGGAAGUCGUAUAAUCGAUAGAAGGAAGAUGGAGUUUUUAGCUGAGUUGGAGAACAUGAACGAAGAAGAAAAGAGAAGAGUAACUGAAAUGGGUGAUGCACAAAAGUGUAUAUUUCCUGACAUCAACGAGCAAUUACCUCUGAACGAAGUUCAUGUGGAGCAGAUGAAACAACGAGCAACAGAAGAUGCUCAAAGUACGAGAAGAUGUGAUUCAGCAACAAUGAAUGAUAAUAGUGAUGAAUGGUUACUCGGCGAAACCAAGCCGAGAAAAAUCCAAGACGUGCACAAACAACACCAGCAUGAUAAAGACAUAAUAGAAAAUCAGCAAACCACUGCUAGCAUGCCGAUACAGGAUAGAAAAUAUGAAUCAGACUCAGAUACUGAAUCAGAUGCUGAUGAAAGGCCAACAAUUCGAAUAAUUAAGAAUAGAAAUAAAUCUGCUACAAUGAAUACGGAUAUUGAACAUAAUUAUUCAACAGAACGAAAGAAGUCUACGCAGUUAACUGUGGCCGCUGUUUCAGAAUUACUGGGAGUCGAUGUUCCUCCUACUUUCAAGAAAAGUGUUCAACAAGUAACUGACCCCAUUCAUCUACUUAUCGAUGGUUUUAGCGAGCUCAAGAAACGUCAACUAAAACAGUCAUCAAAUGCGACACAUUCACAGUCUUCAGUAAUUCAUCAUCAAACUGAGUCAGAUAAUGAACAGCCAUCAGCUCCAAUCAAUUUACCCAAAAAACGGGAUUUUACCGUAUCAGAGAUGAUAGUGGGAUAUGUCAAAGAUUGCGUUAACCCAUAUUUGUUUCACGAACGAUUAUUGAAAAUAAAACCAGAAGCAUUAAAAGCUGGGAAUCUAGAUGGUGUUGGAAAAACUGUACAUAUAUAUCACAAGAUUGUGUCGUCGAUCGCUGGUAAAUUGAAAGCAGACUGUUUUAACAAUCUCUCAACACUCAAAAAAGAAUACGAACGAACAAUCAUGCCAAAUACACCAGUUUCGGGAAUAAUUCAGUUUAUUUCAUACGAGCCAUGCUAUAUUAUAUGCAUAAAUUCGGUAGCUCUUUCGUUCUGGAAACGAUAUGUUAAUGAAGAGGAUGCGGAGAUUACAUGGGACGCCACAGGAGGAAUAAUUCAGUGCAAAGCAACACGAAAGAAGGUACUUUAUUAUGAAAUGACUGCUGCGAAUCCGGUCAAACGUGCCACAUCCAUUCCACUCACUUUUUUAUUAUCGGAAAAUCAUGAUCUAACGACAGUCAAACAUUGGAUCAAGCUUUUUAAAGCAUUAUACAAAAAACAGUUUGCACAAAGCAAUGAAACACCGUUUCCAGUUCCGAGAUAUAUCAUCAAUGAUCGUGCCCAAGUGUUUGUGCAGACUGCUUUGCGAGUGUUUAACAAUGAAACGUUUACGGAUUUUAAUCAGCGAGCAUAUAGAAUCAUCACUGGCUCGUAUACCAGCGAUGAUUUACGCAAGACAAUUCCACACGCAUGCACAGCUCAUAUUAUGAAAGAUUUUAAGAUAUUAUCGAGAAAAGUUGGACAAACGGAUAAAAAAGAAAUCCAAACAAUUACACACGAUCAAAAUCAUUUAAUAUCUAUUGAGGAAGACGCAUACGACAUUCAACAUAUUGGUGAUGACGAUGAUACACAAGAGAAAGCGACGCAGAAUACCCGGACUUGGAUGUCUGAAGAGCAAACUCUAAAUGAAUUUGAUUCAAACAUUAAAACCGACAUGAAUAAAAUAUUCCAAAAAGUGUAUCACCAAUAUGUAACAGCAGGAGCGGAUAGUAGCAGUUUGAAUGAAAAGAACGAUUUGAAGAAAUUAACUCAAAAGCAAAGUUUCCUCGUCCGCUUCAACAAAUUGUAUAUAGCAACCGUCCACAUCUGGUCCAGCAUUUUGUUAGGAGAUUUAGAUCGUUACCGUACCGGUAUUAGUAAUUUAGAAAGUAUUCAAAAAGUACAAAGAACUACGGCAACAUCAGAGAAGCGGAUGUCAGUUGUGAAAAAUGUCGAGCUGAAUGGUAGAAUAUAUAAAUGCUUGGAUAUAGCAUUGAAAGAUUUAUGUACGGAGACGCUUGCAACACAAAAACAAGCGGGUACGCAGAUUGCUCACGUAAUGGAAUUUCCAACCGUUCGCGGAAUCGAAGAACGUUGGUCGCAAAGGAAAUAUGGAUUUUAUCAGAAGUACACGGCGGCUGCUGAUAAAACAUUAUCCAUAUCGUUGGAUGAAGUUAAAUUCUAUUGUGACUCGAAAAAAAUUAUUAUAUGGGAAAAUAAAAAUAAAAAACAUUCGUUAGAAAAUAGUUUAUUUCAAGCUGUAACAUAUGUACAACGGAUUCAAGCUAACAUGACUAAUAUGAAUUCGAUUGCUUUAACUGAACCACAUGAAUCGCUACAUUUUCUGUUGACCCAAGCUUUAUUACAUAAGAAAACAAUGAAAGAAAAAAUGAUUAUAGAUGUAUUAAACAAAUUAACAACUGAUAUUGAACAAUUAAGUAGAAAAAACUCAUUCGUUCAUUUAUAUCCGUUUAUUGAAAGGUUCGUCUUUCCGAUUAUUAACACAAAUGUAACAUUAACUACUAUGCUCUGUUCAACUUGUGGAGCAUGUGGAAAUUCGUUUGAAUUUCUAAACGAUCAUAAAAUGUUAACUAUACAAGCCAAUGAUGUUCGUCACACCAAACAAUUAAUGGAAUAA